CUGCUGUUUGAAAUGUGAUUUGAAGGCCGAGGACAGAGGAUGAUACUGUCCUGAGAUCAGCAGUCAGCUGAGUGUCUGAUCUGAGUGUGAGUGUGCGGAUCACAGAGGAACACAAACAAACAAACAAACAAACAAACAAACAAACAGGAUGAACGACUUCCUGGUGUCGAGCAGCGCUGCAGUGAAGACCAGUUUCCAUGGCUACCAGAGAGUCCACGUCGUCCUGGGCAGUGAGUCAUGUGACCUGGACUCUGCGGUGUCGACGCUGGCGAUGGCCUACUUCCUGUCCCGGACGUCGUCGGGUCUUCAGGGAGGUUCUCCGGUUCUCCCGGUUCUGAACAUUCCCCGGUCCGACUUCCACCUGCGAGCCGACGUCCUCCUGCUGCUGAGGGAGGCCGGUGUCGCCAUGGAGACCCUGGUGUUCAGAGACGAGGUGGACCUGGCCCGUCUCCAUGGUGACAGGAGGCUGGUGCUGACGCUGGUGGACCACAAUGUCCUGCAUGAACCGCCUGCUGAUCUUAUGACUCAUUUCCUGUUCUUCAGUACCGACAGUGACCUGGAGGGGGCGGUAGUAGAGGUCAUCGACCACCAUCAGCUCCAGAGGGCCGCCUCCUUCGCAUGUCCUGUUACCAUAGAGACGGUGGCGUCUUGUGCUACCUUGGUAACAGAGCGGAUUCUGUCCAGAGCGCCCGAGAUCCUGGACAGACAACUAGCUCUGCUGCUGUAUGGUGCGAUGGUGGUGGACAGUGUAAAUCUGUCUCCUCAGGUCGGUAAAGGGACGGUCAAAGACAGCCAGAUGGUCCGACUGCUGCAGACACUGUUUCCUGAUCUGCCACACGGAGGCGCUCUAUACAGCUCGCUGCACUCAGCAAAGUUUGACCUGUCAGGUCUGUCCACAGAUCAGAUCCUCCUGAAGGACAUGAAGGUGGUUGCCGGGGGCGAUGUGAGAGUAUCUGUCAGCAGCGUCUUCAUGAGUCUGGAUUCGUUUCUGUGCAGGAAGAAUCUGCAGCAGGAUCUCCGCCUCUUCUGCCUCUCACGCCGGCUGGAUGCUGCGGUCGCCAUGACGAUAUCCUUCAACGCCCAAUCAGACGAGCCCGUCAGGCAGCUGGCGCUCUACAGCUCCAGCUCGCCGUACAGGCAGCAGAUUAGCCACGCCCUUCUGAACGCCCAUGGCCCCGCCCCCUGUCUCUCACCUCUCAGCAGCCCAUAUAAGGACAUCCUGGCCUAUCACCAGGGCAACGCUUUGGCCUCUCGCAGGAAACUCCUUCCUGUCCUCGCACGCUUCCUGUCCGACUGGUGGCACAGAGAGGUGCAUUGUGGGGCCGAUGGCGAGGAGGAGUUAGAGGACCAGCUCGACCAGCCAGACAUGAUGACCUCUGACCUCGCUGAAGAGCACCCACCUCACGUUUACUCCGCCUCUCGUCACCACCGGCGGCGGCUGGGUGCAGAGGAUUAUGGGAGUGUGGAGGAGGAUUACUGCGGCGGGAUGAUGCCGCCGGCGCCGGUGAACAGUCUGGUGGACGGUUGCCCGCUGGACGGCGGCUUCAACCAGGAGGCUCUACUGGAGAAAUUCAGCAGGAUGGGAGGGGUGGAGGAGCGGGGGAGUGGGCAGUAGAGAGGAAGAGGAGGAGGAG
Messenger RNA from Dicentrarchus labrax (European seabass), 1634 nucleotides. Its product is annotated as exopolyphosphatase PRUNE1-like. The coding region runs from base 149 to 1615 and encodes 488 amino acids. Gene Ontology annotation, cellular component: cytoplasm. The record is from RefSeq and is a predicted model, not a curated record. Lineage: Eukaryota; Metazoa; Chordata; Actinopteri; Moronidae. The transcript has 7 exons. Gene Ontology annotation, molecular function: exopolyphosphatase activity.